Gigantopelta aegis is the source of this 6805-nucleotide messenger RNA. RefSeq lists its product as uncharacterized. The transcript is spliced from 38 exons. The coding region runs from base 813 to 5942 and encodes 1709 amino acids. The record is from RefSeq and is a predicted model, not a curated record. Lineage: Eukaryota; Metazoa; Mollusca; Gastropoda; Neomphalida; Peltospiridae. Gene Ontology annotation, molecular function: protein binding.
ACAAUGUUUUUCAGACAGUGGUAGGGUGUCAAUGUUUUACAAAGUAUCUGUUAUUUCGACAAGUUCUUAGAGCUCUACGUUUCUUGUGUUAUCAGAUAAAUGAAGCAGUGAUGAUUAUCUCAAACACAAACAAUUGAAACAUACAUGAUACAGACGAAACAAUUUUUAUAUCAACAUUGUUAUUCACUUAUUCAAAGUUAUUCAACUUAUUGGACUUCUUAGGAUAUAGGCCUAUGCAUUGCAAAAGCUAUAUCUACUCGGCAAGUGACAAAGCACAACCUGCACUGUUAACAAAGUCAGAGUCAGCAAAGGAUGACAGUCUUAAAUAACAUACAUAGUUCUGUUGUCAAGUUUUGGUGUGAUGUUUACCUUACGCGGGUGACAAAGAGUCCGGAGUCUAACUAAACUGAAUUACCCCAUGGAAUGGUUUAGUGUUUUGGAGUGAUGUUUACCUUACGCGGGUGACAAAGAGUCCGGAGUCUAACUAAACUGAAUUACCCCAUGGAAUGGUUUAGUGUUUUGGUGUGAUGUUUACCUUACGCGGGUGACAAAGAGUCCGGAGUCUAACUAAACUGAAUUAAACCAUGGAAUGGUUUAGUGUUUUGGUGUGAUGUCUACCUUACGCGGGUGACAAAGAGUCAGGAGUCUAACUAAACUGAAUUACCCCAUGGAAUGGUUUAGUGUUUUGGUUUUUUUAACACAUCUACAAUAUCUAGCUGUUUAUGCAUUUUGAUGGUUUAAUAUUGUUUGACUGAGAGAAUGAGCAGAAGAGUGAUGCUGGGUAUAUAAAUCAUCAAUUAUCUACAGGCAUCAUGCAGAAUGGAAAGCAUUCCCACCUAGAUAACAGAGACACUAGUAUUUGUGAAUUGACUGCUGAAGUGCAUGGUCAUGUAGGAAAGGAAGAAGCAGAUCACAGUAGUCCUGUGUUUGAAGAACACCAGAAAGUUGUUUCAGACAAUUUGCAAAAUGAACUUUCUAAAGUAAUGCUGAUUAGUUCUACAUCUGCCAAAAUUUCAGACAAUUAUGCAAGCAUUCCAUAUGGUAUUCAGCUAAGGUGCACUUAUGAACAUGGCAAAUCAGAGUCUGACAUUAUGGGAAUCACAUACAGUGGAAGAAUGCGGCAGUUUAUUAUCUUAGAUUCAAAAGGAUUAACUACAUGGAAAAGACAGAUAACUGGCAAUGAAGUAAUACGGACAUUGUCUUACCCGAAAUAUGAAUAUAAAUUGAUUACAUAUUUGGUGUAUGCCAAGAAACAUAACUGCUACUUUGCACUCUGCAAAGAUUUCUCUGUAAAGGUAAUGAACCAUGAGUUUGUGGAAACGUGUUCUAUCAGUGCUGACAUGAGCUCGGUACUAUUUCUUGUCUUCAACCCAGUACGAGAUGAGCUCAUAACUGGAGGAGUUGGGGGAAUAAAAGUCUGGCUGUUCCAUCAGGUUACAACUAAAGUAUUUAUGGAAAUAAAACCACUUGCAAACUUCAGGCUAACUCUCAAAUACGAGAUACCUAAUGUUGGUGGCAGCUGGGUGAAGAGAGUAGACCUCAACCAUCAUUUGGAACAUUUGUACUGCUCCUCAGAUACAGACCUCUUUGUCUAUGAUAUGCAGGGAAAGUUGCUUUUUACCUUUGCCAGAGCCCAUUCCAUGUCAAUAACUGGAUGCUGUUAUUCUCUUGCUGCCAAGGUUUUGGUGACAGCAUCUGUUGACUCAGAAGUCAAAGUAUGGAGUUUGUCUGGAGGCCUUGUACAUACAUUCCGUGGCCAUUCUCGAGCGGUUACUUCUCUCUCCAUCCACCCUCAGAACUCGGCAAUUGCCAUCACCUCAUCUCUUGAUGGCACUAUAAGGCUGUGGUCUCUCGAGUUCAUGGAUGCACUUUACAGCAUGGUGGUUUCUGCAGAUGGAGUGCUCUGGAUGGGUCUCACAGAUGAUCAGCUUCUGUAUUUAGCCACAGCUCGCAGCAUCACUAUGUGGUCCCUCAAUUACUUCUUCCAGUUCUGGAGCAUGGCACAUAACAAAGUGACAAGCUUGUCCCUAGUUGGCAGUGAAAACAAAACCACCAGGGUGGUUGCAACUAGCAGUGAUAGCAGUGUCCGUCUGUUCGCCCGAUGCAGCCACAAGAACAUGUCCACUGUCCUUCCACCACCAAGUAUUUCCCCACUUCAAACAGUGUUGAAUGUAUGCUACAGUAGAGAAUUCAAUGUCGUCUUUAUGCUUGUGAAUCCUAGACAGAUAUGGGUAUAUACCACCAGGACAGAUCCGGCAUGCAGAAUUGCUAUUUGGGAUGUACAUGAGCUCCAAAUGUUGCAUUUUCUUCAACAGACAAGAAAUGUUUCUGGCACUGAUAAGUCACUUUUCCGGCCGAGUGUUUCUGUCAUCAAUCCGAGUGGUCCCUUGGUACAUAGAGCAGUAGAGAAUUGCGUUGGAAAUGAAGUGAUAUCCAACUGUUGUUGUCUUAGCAGCAUCAACUCAUCAGUCAUGAUGUGGACAGAAGAGGGACUUGCCUGUCCAAUCAAGCAUUCCUAUCUCCUCCUGGGAUUGGAAGAUGGUCGGAUUUUAUUCAUGGAUCCAGUAAUCAAGGGGAGGAAAUACAUGGAAUUCAAAGCAUCCAAGAACCCUAUACAAGAAAUAAAACAUGAUUCCGUGCACAAGACCCUAAUAACAGUGUGCAAGCUGAAAGAACAGACCUUAAUUGAGAUCUGGAGUCUACCUGAACUGGAACUUCAGUUUGAAAUAUACUGUGCAUCUGAUGUGACCGGUUAUGCAAGACAUGGUAGUUACUUCAUGACAGGUCAUGAGAGUGGUAAUGUUAUCUUCUACUCUCUUCUGAUAGCUCCAGAUACUGGACUGAACAAAACAAAAGUGAUGCCAGAGUACAACGCUGUUGUUGACAGAGAUCACCGACCAGAACACAACGGACCAGUCAUAACCGUCGACUCCUGCUCGGUAAUGGGGCUCUUUUGCUCAUGCAGUGCUGAUGGGGCAAUAAAAAUCUGGGAGUGUGACAUGCUUGUAACAGAAAUCAUGCUUGAGGAGUCGUUAAGUUCAGCCUGCUUCCUGACCAGUGCUGCAGACCUCAUUGUUGGCUUUAAGGAACACAUAUUUUAUAUUGAUCACUCAAAAGUAUGUCCACAUUUGACAUGUCCUGAAGCUGGUUCUGAAACAUCUGAUAAAGAAUCCUUUGUUUAUGAAGACCCUGCAGUGAUGUAUGAAGGUAUUGUUGACAACCCUGAUCCUAUCAAUAUGGAGAGUUACUUGGUUCCAUAUGAAAUUGAGUUUACAAAAGAUUUUCUUGAAGGAAAGUUAGAAUUGAAUCCUUUGGUGCAGAAACAUGAGGAAGAAUGUGAUGAAGAACCUGAUUACUUGUUGGCUCCAACAGAAGUAUAUUUAUCACCUUGUGACACACCUAGCCAUUUGUCACACAUUGAUCUUAUACUGGAUUCAGAGGUCACCCGGUUUGACCUGGAGAAACAUAUGGAACAGAAUCAAAAUAAAGCUGCACAGAAAAAGAAGCACCAGAAACUGGUUGAUGGCAAACCAACUGUGGUUACCUUCAGUGGAGAUGAGACUGAUGAGUGUGAUGGUGACACAUUCACAAACUUUGAUUUUCCUGCAUUCGGCCAGUCUCCCGGACCAUCACCCACCCCAUCUGUAGUUUCACUUCCGCAAUCAGUAGGCAGUUCUCCAUCAUCAGAGAUAAGUGAAAAUUCAGAAAAUGAUUUGAAUAAAAAGCCUUCCCAGUUUCAGCCAGAUACUUCAGUGCAACAGCCAGUUAAGUCAGUGGAAACAACUCCAGAAACCUCUAGCAUUGUAAAACCUCAAAAACCAAAGGUGCAGGCAUCAUCAAUUCCUACUGCAAAAGUUGAACACCAUCGUCUCAGUAAUAUUACAAUUGAUGUGAUGAAUGUAAUGAAGAAUGCUAGGAAAAGCCACCCAUUACAAAAGGAUGCUGAUCAUACACACAUUAAAAAUGAUGAUGUGGUAGUGGAGGAAAACAAGAAGAACUAUUACAGAGAUAUUAAAAAGAAAAAUUUAUUUACUCAUAGACAGCUACCAAAACGAGGUAAAAAGAUUGUGGAAGAGACUUUGUCUGCACUUGAUGUCAGCAAGACUGCUGAGGGUGUUAAGCAGGAAUUAACAGCUGAAAUGGGUGAUACUAAAACCAGAACUGCUGUGAGCUCAGAGAUGCCUCUGACAUUGGAGGACAGAGAAAAGGAAGCUGUUAGUGCAAUAUCGGCACAGCAAAUGGAUUGGGAAAUGGAGACACCAAACCUUCCUGUUGUGGCAGAAAAGAGUGAAAACAAAACAAAACAUGCUUCAGCUAGUGUUGCCACAUCAUCAAGUGAGGAACUGAGAGUCGGCUCUGUGACUCGUGUGUGUGAAGUAGAACAACACGCAGGCGCAACUCGAGUGUGUGAGGUAGAACAACAUGCAGGUGCAACUCGUGUGUGUGAGGUAGAACAACAUGCAGGUGCGACUCGUGUGUGUGAGGUAGAACAACACACAGGUGCGACUCGUGUGUGUGAGGUAGAACCACACCCAGGUGUGACAUCUGUCAUACACCACCAGGAGCUGCAAGGAGAAAGAAACAAAACAGAUGAAGAAUAUGCAGAGGAUGCAAUGGUUACUGCUGCCAUGAUCACAGAUCUUAAUCAGCCUGCUUUCCGGCAGCACGAUUAUGGGAUUCAAGGUCUUUCGUUAGUGUCGACUCGGUCUACGUGUAUGUCCUUAUCCAAAAUGGCUACACUUGGGUCUGCAGAUUUACCAAUAAAGCCAAGGCCAUCCUUUCUUCAGACAGCACAACAAGAGAGCACUUCAGAGCAAUGGACUAACACAAAGAAAAGAUCUGUUACAAUUCAAGUUGUUCUACCAAUGAGUGGUGAAGAUUACCAGUCUUAUGGAAGUCCGAGAUUACAGAUGGGUGAUGGUGACUUUCAGUCAGCAUCGGAGCAAAAAGUAACUGAAGACAAGUCUGUUUCCCACAUAUAUGUAGAAAAGCAUCGUAGUGAUACAGAGAGAAAGGUGGAAAAACAGCGCCCAGUGUCUUCCUUUGUAGACAGGGGCAACAAUGAAAUUAUGGGGAGACUCAGAGAGCAACGGCCUCACACUGCAGCCCAGUAUCAGUUCAAUAAAGAGGAACUCCAGAUGGCUUAUAAUUCAGCCCUCCAUAGAUACCAGAGCUUACCAGGAAUUCACUUGUGCCCUGAAAAACUUUACAAGAAUGAUGGUAUUAAUUUCACAGACCAGUGGCAUGAAAGAGCAAUCCAAAGGCACAUGCUGAUACGGAUGCAAAAAGAGCUUCGGCAAUAUUAUGCUACACAAAAACGCCACUCGGAACAACAGCAGCACCGAGAGCGGCAGCAGUCACUGUAUGGACAUGCAGAGUGCAGCAUCACUCCGGCAACACAACUGGACAUGUCCACAUAUGCACUAAGACAGCUGGAGAAAGCUAAUACAGUUGUUUUAUCUGAGCCACAUAUUGCCGUACCAAAUGCAGUUACUCCAGAUUGUGUUCACCUGUAUAAGACCAAGAGUCGUCCACACACUGUAAAUGUAGCCAUGUUGCAGAGAAAGAAACAACUGGGGUCAGAACGUAACUCACAAACACCUUUCAGGCUGAGAAUGAACCCUAAGCCUCCACAAGCAACAGUGAAGUGUUACACAGCUGAUAUCAGUGCACAUCUAAUGGAUCCUAGGAACCCAAAGGCUAUCCGACCAAAGUCAAGCAAGUCCAUCCCAAGUAAAUGCAGCCGCUAUAUCUUGGUGACCAAACCCAAGGAGAAGACAUCACAUCCUGUGCCAAGUCCACUGGAAGGGCAGUUAAUGUACAAACGCUUUCCAACUCAGGGCUUGAAAUUAGCUCGUCAGUAUGAUAUACCCAUACUGCAAAAUCCCCGUCCGUUACAUGCUGUUCAAUACAGUCCAUUUGCACAACAGACGUUCAAUUGAAAAGACAAUAUUUCUUUGGACAUCUGCAAUAGGAAAAGAAAUCUGUUUUUAGUAAUAAGUAGCUUAAUGAAACCCAUACCUGUCAUGUGUUUUGUCUGCAUAAUUUAUUAAUUUGUAUAUACUGCCAUUCAAAAGAAAGUAAAUCACUUUCAAAAUAGUAAAAACAACGUGAAACACAACUUGAUGCAAGUUUUGUAUUUUGAAAGUAUAAUCAUUUGUCGAGAUAUGAUCACUGGUAUACACAGUAAUUAAUAAUUACUAUCAUCAGUGUUCACAAACACCACUAAGGGUAAAGUGUGCACUUUUAUAUAAAGAUGGUUUGCUAUACUUUCAUUUCAUCAUCAGUGUUCACCUAUAGUCUUUACAGAUUAUUUUGGCUUCUGUUCCUUUUAAAAAUGUUUCGAAACCAAAUAUAAUCACUGACCAUGGUGCAGUAGAAAAUUAUUCUGUUCAAUGUACAUCUGAAUUUGUCUUGCAGUCAUCUAUAUGCACAUAUUAUUAGAGCUGUGUUUUGUAGGUCAAAUGGUAAAUUAUGCAGUCUGACCUACUCAAGUAUUCAUUCAUUUGGGUUUGUCAUCCAUCAGCUCAUCUUUGUUAUGUAGGAAAGCGUGGGUGGUACAACUGACUGUUAAAACCCCAAUAGUCUGAUGCAACUAACUAAUAAAAUUCAAAAAGUUUAGCUAGGAGACACUUUCAAUAAUGACUACAUGCAAGUUUACACAUAUCUAAGUGUGUUGCUGUUGAUAAUAUUUAUUAUGAUCAAUAGAUUUUAAUAACAAUGGGCCUAAUUUAUAAAUACUGUUUUUCUCUUUUGCGUGUAACUACAUAUAUUUACCAUAUUUAAACACCUGCGUAACUGCAUA